Messenger RNA from Austrofundulus limnaeus, 299 nucleotides. Its product is annotated as protein CLEC16A. NCBI's taxonomy places the organism in Eukaryota, Metazoa, Chordata, Actinopteri, Cyprinodontiformes, Rivulidae. Gene Ontology annotation, cellular component: late endosome; Golgi apparatus. The record is from RefSeq and is a predicted model, not a curated record. Gene Ontology annotation, biological process: vacuolar transport; regulation of autophagosome maturation; endosomal transport.
UGGACAACCAGCACAUGCUCCACUACAUUCGAGAUAAAACAGCGGUCCCGUAUUUCAGUAACCUGGUCUGGUUUAUCGGCAGUCAUGUCAUCGAACUGGACAAGUGUGUGCAGACAGAUGAAGAGCAUAAGAACAGAGGAAAGUUGAGUGACCUGGUAGCAGAGCACCUUGAUCAUCUCCACUACCUGAAUGACAUCCUCAUCAUCAACUGUGAAUUCCUGAAUGACGUGUUAACUGAUCACCUCCUCAAUCGUCUCUUUCUACCCCUCUACGUCUACUCUCUGGUCAGUCCUGAGAUG